Cucurbitaria berberidis CBS 394.84 is the source of this 747-nucleotide messenger RNA. RefSeq lists its product as uncharacterized. NCBI's taxonomy places the organism in Eukaryota, Fungi, Ascomycota, Dothideomycetes, Pleosporales, Cucurbitariaceae. The record is from RefSeq and is a predicted model, not a curated record. The transcript has a single exon. Bases 21 to 662 code for a protein of 213 amino acids.
GUUAUUCUUUGAUUCUCGAAAUGAGUGACCUCUCACCGUCCAUCGUUGUCCGUCUUUCUACUUCAUCGCUAGUUUUCGAUCUUUCCCAGCCGACCCCAUUUACCAUCACACUAGGCCUCACACUUGAUUAUACCGCACCGAUCACAUUUAGAAAAAUCUACACUGGUCUUUUCGACGGGAAGCUUCUACAUGAAGGCGGGCUCACAUUCACCAACGCGGCAACCGGCCAGCAUCUGCCUCGCAACACCAUCGACAUUUGCUAUCGGUCUGACCACGAGCAUUGUGGUCCCACGUGGGCUACGAGAAGUGACUACGUAACACUAUAUCCAGGUCGGGAAUAUGUCAUCGAAAGAACAAUCAACCCAGUGAAAGUCAAGUUUUUGAGCGCAGGAAUUAAUGGAGAGAAGGGUGAUACACGCCACGAAGGUUUGAAGUGGUAUGGUCUUUGGGGGUUCGAAGAUAAGGCGAGGUAUCAAAUUGGGGUUAGCGAUGCGGCAGUGGUGAAGGAGUGGAUUGAGGGUUCAAUCUGGGAGAUAUUGGGGUGGCAGAUACUAAGAGGAACUCCGCAGAUGAAGCGCGAAUUGAUACGAUACACGGUUCAUGACUCAGGAUUGUUCGAGAUCAGAAGACCAGACACAGAUGGGAGUUUGAACUGGCCCUAGGAUACUCUCAUCGCUACUUCGGCUCGAUUGGCAACUAGAUGGAUAAUUACCAAAUUGUACCCUAAGAGGGCCGUUUCAAGGAACC